Molecule: messenger RNA, 1309 nt
Organism: Hyalella azteca
Lineage: Eukaryota; Metazoa; Arthropoda; Malacostraca; Amphipoda; Hyalellidae
Source: RefSeq, a predicted model, not a curated record
ACGACGAAGACGAUGGCAGACGUUCACGGGGCCAGCCGCGUGCUGCGGUUUGUGUCUCUGGCGGUCCUCCUGCUGGCCUUCAGCGCCUGCGAUUGGAGGCUGGGAUGCCGACAGACAACGGUGUGGCGGAUGGGGGUUCUGGCGGUGCUGCAAGUCAGCGUCCACGUGGUGCUCACUCUCAACAAGAUUCCUCGCUACUCUGGAUUCUUACCUGGAGAUCCAAAGCAAUUUUUACACUACACAGUAGCUCUUGUGCCUCUGAUUCUCUUUUUGUUGUCAUUCGCGUUAUGUUUCCAUUUUUUGUUGAUGAAUAACAGGGCGUUCAGCAGCAUACCCAUCGCCUUCGUGAAGACCAUCACGCUCAUGCUCGGCGAUCUCGAUUAUGAUGAUACAUUCGUGAGUGAUAGCAAUCCAGUCAGGUACGAAAUCUUGGCAAACGUCUUGUUUCUCGUGUUCAUUGUCUGCAUAGGUGGCAUCGUAAUGAAUUUCGCUAUCGGGGGCCCCGCUGAAGAGCUUUAUGAACUCAGGAAAGAAGAGCAGCUGAAUCGAGCCAUCGCUCAUCUCCAUAUUCACCUCCUCAUUGACGAGUGCGCGCCUAAACUACGUAGGAAAUUUGCGUCUUCUCUUAAACUGUACGAACGCAAGAAGCAUUUUUCAAUGUAUGUUUGUUCUGGGAUGUUUCAAGAGGGAAAUAAGAAAGCUUCUGAAGAGGCUCUUCAGCUGGCAAAGUUGACUGAUGAGGUGGCCGAGUUGAGGAGCAAUAUCCAACAACUUCUCUCUCAUCAGGGCAGUAUCAAGGACAAUCAUUGAUCAUGCCGAUUACCGAAACAACUAUUUGAUUACCGUGGUAACCAGUGUAGUAUCCGUACAUUGCGGCCCACUAACUUUCCUGCCCCUGCCUCUUAACAUAUAAACAUUGAUUGAGACGUAAAAAUUUUAGUGCUAAGCUUACUUAUGGACGUUAAACUCAUUUUAUGAUUGAUCAUUGAUUUUGAUUUAUUGAUUUGUAUUGAUAUUUAGUGUUAUUGAUAUUGAUAUUAAGUUAUUCGUGAUCCCUUUUUGCUAACGAGAACACAUUUGUUCAUGACAUUGUCCCCAGUCGCAAGUAUUGUAGCAAUUAGAUAACAUUGUUAGUUUUAUAAUUCAUUGAUAUAAAAACUUAAUGUUGUUUUACAUAAAGUUUUCGUUCUAAAAAAUUUCAUAGAGUUUGAAAAAAUAAUAUUCGUCAUAUUUGCAUUGAUUCUUCGUCCUAUAACGAAAAUGAGAAAUUUUAAUCAAUCUUAAUUUGUAAACGUAUAAUUAAGAUGGC